AUGACGUUCGGACAUUUCUCGAGCAGCCCCGGACGACCUCUGAUCGAGUCGCGGUUCUGUAAAUGCUUCACCCACGUCCUUCAACUACCAGCCCAUCGUCACAACUACCAGCCCAUCGUCACAACUACCAGCCCAUCGUCACAACUACCAGCCCAUCGUCACAACUACCAGCCCAUCGUCACAACUACCAGCCCAUCGUCACAACUACCAGCCCAUCGUCACAACUACCAGCCCAUCGUCACAACUACCAGCCCAUCGUCACAACUACCAGCCCAUCGUCACAACUACCAGCCCAUCGUCACAACUACCAGCCCAUCGUCACAACUACCAGCCCAUCGUCACAACUACCAGCCCAUCGUCACAACUACCAGCCCAUCGUCACAACUACCAGCCCAUCGUCACAACUACCAGCCCAUCGUCACAACUACCAGCCCAUCGUCACAACUACCAGCCCAUCGUCACAACUACCAGCCCAUCGUCACAACUACCAGCCCAUCGUCACAACUACCAGCCCAUCGUCACAACUACCAGCCCAUCGUCACAACUACCAGCCCAUCGUCACAACUACCAGCCCAUCGUCACAACUACCAGCCCAUCGUCACAACUACCAGCCCAUCGUCACAACUACCAGCCCAUCGUCACAACUACCAGCCCAUCGUCACAACUACCAGCCCAUCGUCACAACUACCAGCCCAUCGUCACAACUACCAGCCCAUCGUCACAACUACCAGCCCAUCGUCACAACUACCAGCCCAUCGUCACAACUACCAGCCCAUCGUCACAACUACCAGCCCAUCGUCACAACUACCAGCCCAUCGUCACAACUACCAGCCCAUCGUCACAACUACCAGCCCAUCGUCACAACAAAGGGCUGUGAAGUUCACAACUCGUUGA
Messenger RNA from Procambarus clarkii (red swamp crayfish), 894 nucleotides. NCBI's taxonomy places the organism in Eukaryota, Metazoa, Arthropoda, Malacostraca, Decapoda, Cambaridae. The record is from RefSeq and is a predicted model, not a curated record.